Molecule: messenger RNA, 1563 nt
Organism: Schizosaccharomyces osmophilus
Lineage: Eukaryota; Fungi; Ascomycota; Schizosaccharomycetes; Schizosaccharomycetales; Schizosaccharomycetaceae
Product: transmembrane transporter
Exons: 1
Coding region: 1-1563 (520 amino acids)
Source: RefSeq, a predicted model, not a curated record
AUGUCCGACGACUUGGAAGCUUCCUCCCAUUUGUUUGCUCGCUCCUCCGUAAAUGACACUUCUUCGCAAUUAUCUCGAUUGGAAGAAGUCGAGCUCCUUGAGGGUGCCCUCCCUUCUCCAUACAGAGAAGAGUUUUUAAACGAGGAUGCAUUGUAUCUACCGCCAAAGCCCCAGUAUGGGCAGUCUUAUUUGGCCGCCGGUCCUUAUUAUGCUAACAAAAUGACUCCCGGUUGGCCUCUCAACUACUUUAUUGGUAUCGAAAGAUCUCGGUUCGAAAAAAAACUCUCCAACUUUUGGCUUCGAAAUUUCUUGUUGCAGGUUCUCGCUCCUUGCGUCGUCCUUCUUUGGUGUGCAAUCCCCAUGCCACUGUAUCAGGAUAAUCAGGGUAUUGUUCGUAUAAAAUUUUGGUUUUUUCUUUUUUUUUAUUACGGUAUCUACAAUGCCGUCGGUUUGUUGUGGAUUACAAAACUCUUUCAUAUAUACUCUGUCAAUUGGUUUUCCAGUAAACUUGGCGGCACAAUGAGUUAUAUAUUGUUUUGGGCCUUUAGUAUCCUCGUCGGUAGCUUGGCCGUCUAUUUUACUGCUUGGCGUCAAAUUACUUUCACUUGGAUUACCUUGAUGUUCAUUUCCAUGAUCAUCCCUAUUGGAAUCUCCUUUUCAAAACUGUGGAAUAAGCAUUCUCGCCGCACAACUCAAUUUUUGUCUCAGUUGUCCCUACUUGAACCCAACGUUCGAAGUAACGCUGUCUUGGAAACCAUAGGCUGGAAAGAUGCCUAUGCUCAUUAUUCUUGGUUUAUUAUCGUUCUUUGCGUUACCCUCGUCGUUUACCUAGCCGGUGAAUACCUUACCAAUAUCUACAUGUCCACACUUCCUCACAGCUCCAGUGUCGCCAUUGCAUAUGUGUAUUCAUGGAUGUGUACCGUUAGUUUGUGCAAUUUGGUUUCGUCCUGGAUUUUGAACACAAAGACCCACUCUUACGCUCUUGUUUCUGUCUUCAAGCUCUAUUUCGAGCUUACUCUCCAGGUUUAUGUGCGCAAUUUGUAUGCCAGACUCGAAUCGCCUCAACAGUUCGUUCUUGUACAAAUUGCCUCUUCUCUUACCAUGAUGACUGUCGUGCCUUUGAUUUUAAUGUCACGCACAGCAUAUCACUUUAAUAAAUCCCUCACAAAUAGUCUAGACCCCUACGCUGUAUAUCGAAAAAAUAUGGGCAGAAACUUUUACGUGAAGUGUGUUGCUUCCAACCUCAGUAUGCUUUCAUUUUUAGGCUGGUCUGUUAUCCUGCAUUUUGGACCGAAUGCCGCAAUUUAUCCAUAUUUCACCUUUGCGAAGGACAGUCCGUAUAGUUUUAAGCUUACCUUUUAUGCUUCUUCUGCGGUGUGGGCAAGCGAGCUUAUUGCUGCCUACUUUACUCGGUUGAUUAUGAGUAAAUAUUAUGAUUUCGAAGUUUCUUUGGAAGCUAUCCGCGAUUUCGUCGAAUAUCCAGACAUGAUACCAGCUUUCAUUUUUGUUGGUAUUCAUGUUUUACAGAAUGUUUUAUUUAGCAUUAUCCAGUUACGAUUCUAG